Sclerotinia sclerotiorum 1980 UF-70 is the source of this 1029-nucleotide messenger RNA. RefSeq lists its product as hypothetical. Lineage: Eukaryota; Fungi; Ascomycota; Leotiomycetes; Helotiales; Sclerotiniaceae. The record is from RefSeq and is a predicted model, not a curated record. The transcript is spliced from 2 exons. The coding region runs from base 1 to 1029 and encodes 342 amino acids.
AUGGAAAAAUAUUCGCAGUUUCGUGACAGAGGAUCUGGAAUCGCUCCGUUCUUCCCCGUUCAAACUCCAAGCGCCGGCAUAUAUGCACCUGUCCACCUUUUUCUCUUCCUCUUCAAAUUACCAUUCUUCCUCACAGUAUCCACGACGUAUUUUCUCUUCCUACAAUGGUUUCCAUUAGGGUCACUACUCAAAAAAGCAAUACUAUGGAUGAUACUUGGGAUACCGGGAGUCUGGUGGAUAGAUUUGCAGAUUGAUGGAGUAAAGAAAGGUUCACUGGCAAAGAAACAUGAAGGAAGGGUACCUGAGCCGUCGGAUAUCAUUGCAUCUUCAUUUACAUCACCUCUCGAUUCUUUAUAUCUGGCUGCCAUUUUCGAUCCUAUAUUCACAGUAUCAUACCCGCAUACCCGUCAAAUUCAUCAAAUUUCCCUCCUCGGCGCAAUCUUUCGCGCACUCCAAAGUCCUCAAGAAUAUCCACCUAAAGGCGCGAAAAUAACGGAUUUAACCGCUCUACUCAAUCGCUAUCCCGGAAGAGCCAUAGUAGUUUUCCCGGAAUGUACAACCACAAAUGGAAAAGGAAUAUUGCCCGUGAGCGCAAGUCUUUUAACAGCUCCAUCAGGAACCAAAAUCUUUCCAAUAAGUUUGCGAUACUCGCCAUCAGAUAUUACGACACCCAUUCCGGGGAAUUACUGGUCAUUUUUCUGGAAUCUUCUUUCAAAACCUACUCACUGUAUCAAAGUCCGAAUCGCUGAGGUUGUAUACAAUACCUCCAAGCUCGAUGGAGUUUCGGAAAAGAAGGAUAAUAAAUAUCUGAAGAAUCUACUCGAUAAUGUUAACGAAGGCAUUGGCUACACCAGCAGCACUGAUAGUUUAACAUGUAAAAACGACCAGUCCGUGGAAACAACAUCAGAGGAACAGCGUGUUUUGGACAAAGUUGGAGAAGCCUUGGCACGAUUAGGACGAGUUAAACGUGUAGGGUUGACUGUGAAGGAUAAGAUUGCAUUUGUGGAUGCAUGGAAUAAGAAGAGAUAG